AUGUACCCCCUCUACUACGAGAAGAAGAUCGUGAAAAAGCUCAUACAGCACGACUCCCUGAUUCUGCUGGCGGAUGGGUUCAACGAGCUGAACAUCCUAGCCAUAUUCAUCUUUUACUACCAGAACAAGUGCCUGUGGUAUGAGAAGUGCGCGGAGGAGCAAAACGUCUUCUUCGAGUUGUUCGGGCUGAACAUUCGCAAGCGGGUGGACGGCGAGGAGGAUGACGAGCAGGCGGGGCGAGACAGCCCUGCCGGGGGCGAUAAUCAUAGGGGAAGGGACACCUGCAGGGGAGGUGGCAAUGGCAGAGAAGCUGACAAUGGCGGAGAAGCUGACAAUGGCAGAGAAGCUGACAAUGGCGGAGAAGCUGACAAUGGCGGAGAAGCUAACAAUGGCGGAGAAGCUGACAAUGGCGGAGAAGCUGACAAUGGCGGAGAAGCUGACAAUGGCGGAGAAGCUGACACGUGUGGAGAAGGCGACCCCCCGGAGCGGGCACCCUCCAACCGCGCCAAACAGCUGACAAGUGCGCAGGACGAGGCGGACAGCUCGCUCGGGAGAAACAAAAUUAACAGCCUGCUGGACUCCUUCAGGUAUGACGCGCCGGGGGGGGCCACCGCGAGGGAAGGGGCAGGCGUAGCGGAAGUGGCAGGUAUGGCAAACGUGGUCAGCUUAGCCGACGGGCCAAGUGACCGCGCGGCACAAACCGAGGCCCCCCCCCCGGGGAACCAAAACAAACUGAUAUUCAUCCUGAACGUGUCCCCGAAGGAAUACAACCUCUUUCUGAAGUACCAACUUGGGCUGUACGGCGAAAUGAGCAAGCUGGACCGCCAGUUUAACGACGGCGUGAAGAUAAAUUACCUCAAAACAGAGUACAUAAGGAACCAAAAAUCGAACGAAAGGAUUGAACUAUACAUAAAAAGGGGAGUCUACUUCAUCUCAUCGAACGUGCUCCUAAUCGACAUGUUAACUUUUAAAAUUAUCCCAGAAAUAAUCGAUGGCAUCUUCCUCUGUAAAAAUCAUAAACUCAUUUACAACAUGAAGGAGGUAUUCAUCACGGAGCUCUACAGAAAGAGAAACAAAUUUGGCUUCAUAAAAGGGAUCAGCAACAACAGAAGGUUGGUAAAUAGCCAGCACAUCAUAAAUUUAAGUCAAAAGCUGAGCAUCAAAAAGGUCUACUGCUAUCCGAGGUUUCAUAAAAAUGUACAUCUCUCUCUUAACAACAACUUUUUACAGCCAACCAUUUACGAAAUAAAUAUGCAGCUCCCAUCAGACGUCAACACAAUGGAGGAGAACCUCCUCAAUUUAAUACAUUACCUAAAUUUAGAAAUUAAAAAAUAUAAUAAUUUUACAGAUUUUGAUAUAAACGCCCUCAUAUAUUCUGACAGCGCAGAGAAUUACACGAUGAACUACAUUAAGAGUAAAAACUUAACCUAUAACACAAAAAAGUUAUUAAAAGAAAUUAUUAUCCUCGCGCAUGUACUUAACAACCUGUACGUCUACGACCAAGUCGUUUUUGACAACUACCUUAAUAACAUCAAGGAGGCAGACAAAGAAUCCAUAUGGCUCUACUGUAACGAGGCCAAUGAUGUCUUCUUCUUAUCUAGGGAGAGGAAACUCAACUUUCUAAAAGGUAUUAAUAUGAAUCUAGAGGUGGACAUCACCAAACAGGAAAACGUCCCUCUUCUCCUCCACAAACUCCAGUACGAAGGGAAAUAUUUUCACAAGUCCUAUGAAGUCAAACGGACGCAGAGUGAAUUCUACAGCUGGAUCUACGAACUCGUUUACCGCAGAGAUAUACCCCUCAAGGAGUUUAAAAAGAUGAGCCAAAAGGGGGGGCGUAGCAGCGCCACUGUGGGGAGUUGCCUGCCUUCCGACCGCAAAAGGGGGCCGCACCGCUCCACGGGGGGAGACCUCCCCGAUGCGGCCCUCUCCCUGAAGAGACCCAAAGGGGGAACCACCCACGAGUACCCCAAGGGGACCACCUCUAACGUAGCGGCUUCUCAAAAAGGACAAAGCGAAAUGGAGCUAGAUAAAGGGCCCCCCCAAAGGGGGAGCGGCGCCCACGUUAAAGUGAAAAUUGAGCAGCGCACCCCGGAGAAGCACGACCCGGGCGCUCACAGUGAAGAGACGCGCGAUGCGAGUGGAAAAGUGGGCGACCCUGGUGAGGAGGCCCCAACGGAUGCGUCGAAGGGUGCUUCGAAGGACGCUUCGGAAGGGGCACCGCAAAAAACUGCAGGCGCUGCCCAACCGGAGCGAACCAUAAAGCGAGAAAAGAGGAGGUCCGACCCGGCGGAGGAAAGUCCCAAAAUAGAUGACCAAUCUGACAGCAACCCCCGUAACGAUGAAGAGAGGAACGCUGCUGAGAGGGCAGACAAAGUAGACUACCCCAUCGCAAUCGUCGUGGACAACUUCUACACCCAAAAGGAAAUUUACAACCUCCUGCUUCACAAAAAUGACAACUGCGCAGAUAUGAAUCUUUUCCGCCAGUCGGAAGAACAAACGCGCGAGUUUUACAUUUCGGACAACUCGGGGAACUCCUCUUCCAGCAGCUCGGAGGACUUGUUUCAAAAAAGCAAAAAAAAUGCGAUGCAUGCACAUAAGGCCGAUUACUACCUCCCCUACAAGCUGUUUAAGAAUAAAACGACUUCCCUAAGGUUUAUAAAACCGCACGUUUACAUACUGUGCAUAAAUAGGAACUACGACUCGGUGUACACGUCGGACAGCUUCAUCGAAGACUGUUCUGCGAAAAUUGACCAAAUUAAUGAGAGCACGAGGAAGGGGGGCAGUCCACCUAUGCAGGAAGGAGAAUCCCCCCACAAAGGUAGAGACAUCCAAAAGGCUGCCUCAUCAGAGGAAGACCCAACUCGGUUGAAGAAAAACAACGCUCCUUCCAAACGCAGCCACGAGGAUCUCUUCCAAAUAAAUGAGUACUGUGGAAACCUGGACUUUUUGGAGCUCUUCUUGAUGAAGGUCAAACCAUGCAGAAUCAUUCUAACCAAGCUAGAUUUGAGCAUUUUUCGUAAUGUAGAAAUUUACUGUGCGAGGCUGUUCCAGCAUAAUGUGUAUAAACUGCGUGGGGAGAGCUGCUUCCCCGAGGUGAUGAAGUACGAGGAGAACAGCUGGAUGUAUGACAACGUGGGCGAGGCCAAGUCCUUUUUGAAGAGGGAGCAGGGGGGCAGCCCCCAGGGCGCGACGCGCUGCUCGCGCCAGGCCGCAGGGAAAGGAGCCAACAAUGGCGUAAAGAAGGAUGCCUGCAAAGGCUUCUACCAUGGCGAAGCGCCGCCCCACCCCGCGGACCGCGGCGCGCGAACCUUCAGGACGCUGGAGACCCUGAGCGACCUGUGCAACACCGUGGAGGUCUUCCUCGUCUUCUACAAAAACAACAUCCUCUACAACAAGUACCUCAACGACGUGAAGGUGGAAAAGACAAACUGGCUCAACUUCAUCGAAAAUAAAAACAACCUCAGAUUUCAAGUAGACAGAAAUGUGUUUAACAAAAAUAAGGACCUCUUUAAAAAGGUGGUCAACUCGUAUUUUUUAUUUCAAAAAAGAUUUAAACAAAACAGAAAGAACCUCUUCAACUUUAACAAAGGCCUGUGUGAGGAAUUUAAAAAUUUCCAAGAAGUAAAGCUAGACGAACAACAAGUGGAAAAUAAAAACGCCUUCCUAAAUGCCCUAAACACAAACUACAUUAGCAUGGAGGAGGAGGAGCUUUUUAUGCAAAACUAUAGAAAUAAAAAUAGUAAAAAAAACGACAUGGCACUCUCCCACCUGGACGAAAAAACGAUUGCAAAGAUUCAACAGGUGUUGGAAAAAUUCUCUAUUGAUUCUUUCAAUUUAAAUUUUAUCCUUUACAGCAUUUUUAAUAACACCAAGCCGAUCGUCAUAGUUGACAUUAGGGAGCUUAAAUCUGACCUCUCCUACAAACUGUACACGAGCAAAAUGCACAUCAUCCCGUAUUCCCUCCUCGUGGGGGAUUACAUCCUCACCAAGGAUAUCUGCGUGGAGAGGAAAACCAUCGUGGACCUCAUUCAGUCCCUAAACAAUAACAGGCUGCACAACCAGAUUAACCAAAUGUCCAAAUACUACUCCAUAUACGUGUUGCUAAUCGAAUUCAAUACCAAGCACCUCUUCUACUUCUCCUCCCUUAGCGACAAAAAUUCCGUCUACACGAAACUGAUCAUCCUCUGCCUCCAGUUUAGUAGACUUAAGAUUCUGUGGAGUCCCUUUUCUCUCUUCACCGUUAAGCUUUUCUGGUCGCUUAAAAUUAACGCCGAGCAGCCCGACAUCUUCAAGUCGCUCCACAUUGAUAUGACUCUGGAGAGGGACGCCCACCAGCGGAUUGGCGGCCACGCCCGGCGGGGCAAGGCGCAGCAGCAAACCUCAACGCAGUUGCUACCAGCAACGCAGCCACCGCCCACAGCGCAGCCACCGCCCACAGUGCAGCCGCUAUCCAUAACGAAUGCCCCCGAUGGGGAGGCGAGCGAACCACCCCUAAACACCCACACCCAAGCGGAACAACCCAGCCAAAGCACCCUCGAGCGGGUAGACAGCUCCGCGGACAAAAAUUCGGACAAUGAAAACGAAAAUGAAAACCAAUCAGAUGCCUACAAGUACGAAACAAUAAACGACCUUUUCGACAAAAAUUUAACCCUCCAGCUGAAAGACGAAGGGAGCAGUUACGCCCUAAAAAGAAUGGACAGCGUCACCAACUGGAACGCCCUGGAAAUAUUGAAAGCCCUCCCAGGCGUCACGGAAAAGAACAUGCACCUGAUCAUCAACAACGUUAACUCAUUGCGAGACUUAUGUGAAAAAACGGUCGAGCAGUUGGAAGUCUACAUGAGCAAGAGCAACGCGAAGAUGCUCCACGAGUUUUUGAACACGGACGCGGUGUGA
Plasmodium vivax (malaria parasite P. vivax) is the source of this 4893-nucleotide messenger RNA. Its product is annotated as DNA repair endonuclease, putative. Gene Ontology annotation, biological process: nucleotide-excision repair involved in interstrand cross-link repair; double-strand break repair via homologous recombination; resolution of meiotic recombination intermediates. NCBI's taxonomy places the organism in Eukaryota, Apicomplexa, Aconoidasida, Haemosporida, Plasmodiidae. The record is from RefSeq and is a predicted model, not a curated record. Gene Ontology annotation, molecular function: damaged DNA binding; single-stranded DNA binding; single-stranded DNA endonuclease activity. Gene Ontology annotation, cellular component: nucleotide-excision repair factor 1 complex. The coding region runs from base 1 to 4893 and encodes 1630 amino acids. The transcript has a single exon.